Molecule: messenger RNA, 1717 nt
Organism: Linum trigynum
Lineage: Eukaryota; Viridiplantae; Streptophyta; Magnoliopsida; Malpighiales; Linaceae
Source: the annotation of a GenBank genome assembly
UGCUCCAUGGUUGGAGUUAGUCUAAGAAGGAAAGGUUUGAAGCUGAUCUCCAUUGCCCAAGCCUUUGGUAGAAAGAUGUUUGGGCCGAGUGGACUGCCCACCAGAACUAAUCCAAGUCCAACGGCAGAUGCCCAAUUCCCCCUCUGAGUCCAGAAACCCACUGAACACCCUGUCGAUGAAGUGAAAUGCAAAUUCAGCCAUCGACACAAUCUCCGAUUCUCCGGCUACCUUAAGAUUCCUGGCAGCGAUUUCGGCAGGUACCAUCCAAUUGGGUUUUACUCUAUUCAAACUCAAUACCGGUCCAUGGAAUGAAUCAGUUCGCCCCGUUGAGCAUCGCCCGGAAUUACUCGUUCGCUUCGUCAACUGUUGCUGUUCUAAGAAGGCAGAGUUUCUUGAUUAGAGCACUGGGAAGAGGUAUUCAUCAUAAAGUUGAUAGUACUAUUGGCAGUAUAAUGCAAGAGACUGAGGCUGAUGCUGUGAGCAUUAUCAGAGCAAUCACUCCUACUCUGGAUCCAACUCGACAUAAAGGCCAAGCGGGGAGAAUAGCUGUGAUUGGAGGGUGCCGGGAGUACACUGGAGCUCCUUAUUUUGCUGCUAUUUCGGCCUUGAAAAUUGGUGCAGACUUGUCUCAUGUGUUCUGUACCAAAGAUGCUGCUCCUAUUAUCAAGAGCUAUAGUCCCGAGUUGAUCGUUCAUCCAGUUUUGGAGGAGUCUUAUAGUGUAAGGGAGGAAGAGAGAAAGCAGGUAUCAGUGAAAGUUGUAGCUGAGGUCGAUAAAUGGAUGGAGAGAUUCGAUUGCCUUGUUGUUGGGCCUGGUCUUGGAAGGGACCCAUUUCUUCUGGAUUGUGUCAGUGAGAUCAUGAAGCAUGCAAGGCAUUCGAAUGUUCCAAUUGUCGUAGAUGGGGAUGCACUCUUUCUUGUAACAAACAAUCUUGAUCUGGUUCAUGGUUAUCCAUUGGCUGUUCUGACCCCCAAUGUGAAUGAAUACAAACGACUGGUUCAGAAGGUUCUCAAAUGCGAGGUCGAUGAUGCUGAUGCACACGGACAAUUAUCGUCUCUUGCUAAACAGAUUGGUGGUGUAACCAUCUUAAGGAAAGGAAGAUCUGACCUCAUCAGUGAUGGUGAUUUAGUGAACUCGGUGAGUAUCUAUGGGUCCCCUCGGAGGUGUGGAGGGCAGGGUGAUAUUCUCUCCGGAAGUGUUGCAGUAUUUCUAUCUUGGGCACACCGAGAUUCCGUAGCUGCUGACAGGAAUCCAACUAUUCUAGGAUGCAUUGCCGGAUCAGCUUUGCUCCGGAAGGCUGUAUCUCUUGCUUUUGAGACAAGAAAAAGAGCGACUCUAACUACCGAUAUCAUCGAGUGUCUUGGAAGAAGUUUGGAGGAUAUCUCCCCAGCCCGUUGAGCUUCAUCUUCAGUCUUCUACCUAAACCUUAUUUGUUGUAGAAAGUUGUUCUUGGUUUUCACACCUGUCUGAGUUCUUCUUUGUUUAGUUGCCUUGUAUAUCAACGUAAUAAAAAGGAUUAGGUCCAUUUUGAUGCAACUUGUGCUUGAAGAAUCUUGCCACUUUGAUGCUCUGUCAUGUAGUCUGAAACAACUUUUGGGUUGCUUUGUUGUAGCCCCCUGUAAUGUGGAAUGUGUGGAUUACAUGGAAGAAUGCUUUUAAUAUCCCAAAUCUAGGUCUCGUUUGCUUGUUAGAUUUGAAAAUGAAGGUUUUGAGUUUUA